This is a messenger RNA of Polistes canadensis, 1495 nucleotides long. Its product is annotated as persulfide dioxygenase ETHE1, mitochondrial. The record is from RefSeq and is a predicted model, not a curated record. Bases 229 to 1074 code for a protein of 281 amino acids. NCBI's taxonomy places the organism in Eukaryota, Metazoa, Arthropoda, Insecta, Hymenoptera, Vespidae. The transcript is spliced from 6 exons. Gene Ontology annotation, biological process: hydrogen sulfide metabolic process; glutathione metabolic process. Gene Ontology annotation, molecular function: sulfur dioxygenase activity.
UGUUAUCAAAGUUAUCAACGAUAUAACUAAUAAGAUGAUCUCAUAUCGUUACCUUUCAAGUGUUAUACUGUGUAAAAAUAUACUUAUCAUCAUUAUUUUAUAAACGUCUUUAUAUAUGUAUGUACAUAUACACAUAUACAUAUAUAUAACUGAAUUUGUAUUGUAUUAGAGCACUUAGUAUCAUUUAUCUUCUAAUUGAAACUGGUAGUGAUAUAACUUGUUACAAAGAUGAGUGUAUUCUUGAAUAAAUUGAGUCAACAAGUAUUAAGAUUUGCAGAAAAAUAUUUUAGAACAAGAAAUAUGUUGGUAGAAAAUUAUCAUCAACAUGGAGCUUUGAGCGAACAUAUUUCUUUCUCUAAGGAUUUCUUAUUUCAACAGUUAUUCGAUCCAGUGUCCAGUACAUACACAUAUUUACUUGCUGAUAUUAACAAUAAAGAAGCUGUUUUAAUUGAUCCAGUCAUUGAAUGGGCUGAUCGAGAUAAAAAAAUCAUUGAGGAACUUGGUUUAAAUUUAAAAUAUGCUGUGAACACACACAUGCACGCAGACCACAUUACAGGAACGGGCCGAUUGAAAUCAUUAUUACCAGGUUGUCGAUCGAUGAUCUCCCGCAAUAGUGGUGCGGAGGCCGACAUUCUCUUGGAGCCACGAGACCACAUCAAAUUUGGCAGACAUUAUCUGGUGGUGAUACCCACACCUGGUCAUACGGAAGGAUGCGUGACGUAUGUAUGUGACGAACAGGGAAUCGCUUUCACGGGUGAUGCUUUGUUAAUACGUGGAUGUGGAAGGACAGAUUUUCAGGGUGGCUCACCAGAAACAUUAUACAAAUCUGUACACGACAAUAUAUUUACUUUACCAUUAUACUACAGACUAUAUCCUGCGCACGAUUACAACGGUAGAACUGUGACUACUGUUGCAGAAGAAAAAUUGUUGAAUCCUAGAUUAUCUAAAUCAUUGGACGAAUUUGUACAUAUUAUGAAUAAUCUCAAUCUUCCUUAUCCAAAAAUGAUUGACAAGGCAGUACCAGCAAACAAAGUUUGCGGAGUCUUUGAAGUUAAUAAGGAGAAGGAUAAAUAAAGAGAAACUUUCAUCAACCCUUUCCUCGCUAAAUAUAAGAUAAGAUAGUCUUCUUUUUUAUUAUUAUUAUUAUUUCUAUUUCUUCUUUUUUUAGAAAAGAGAAGAGGUGGAGAGAGAAAAGAAUUAGUAUUAUUUUAAUAUUUAUAAAAAUUUUAAUCACACAGGUGAUAGGGAUGAUUUUUUUUUUACAAAAUUUACAGUUUUCAAGAUAAUUGAAAACUUUUUUCAAGUAAUACUGCGUAAGUAAUAUGCGUACUAUUUCGAGCAAUUAUAAUACGAAUAUUUAAUAAUAACAAAACUGCAUGCAUAAUACAUAUUUGCAUAUAUCAGAGAAGAUCGUAGAUGUGCAAUAACACAAGCAUAAUAUUAUUUUUAUUUAUUUUAAUUUAAAUAUUUAUACUUAGCAUAAUAAUAAUAAUAA